Messenger RNA from Nymphaea colorata (pocket water lily), 1551 nucleotides. RefSeq names its product probable protein S-acyltransferase 16. Gene Ontology annotation, molecular function: palmitoyltransferase activity. The record is from RefSeq and is a predicted model, not a curated record. The transcript is spliced from 7 exons. Bases 257 to 1102 code for a protein of 281 amino acids. Lineage: Eukaryota; Viridiplantae; Streptophyta; Magnoliopsida; Nymphaeales; Nymphaeaceae.
AAGAAAAGGGCGCGACUCACCGGAAAACGAGAAUCCGGUGUCCGUGUCGCUCUCGUUUCUCUUUCUCCGACGAGCGCGACGGCACCGGAAUACGCAUCGCCUCCCGAAGUGCUUCCUAACUGUUGAUUUCACGAGCUGCGGGGAAUCCCACGGUGAGCGAGGGAACAAGGAGAAGGAGGAGGGAGGGAGGGAGUUGGAAGGAGAAGAUUCGAAAGGGGUGUGGAGACUAGAACGUUCGCCAUCGACCUCGCUGGAGAUGAGUCGCGGGCUUGUCUCCUUCCCGGUGAUCGUCGUCUUCGUCGUGAUCGGAUUCCUAUAUUACACCACCGUUUUUGUCGUGGUGGACGAUUGGCUUGGGCUGCGAACAUCGCCGGGUAUCCUGAACGCCGGAGCCUUCACGGCCUUGGCAUCGAUGGUGGUUUUUUCCUACCUGCUGGCCAUCACGAAGGAUCCUGGCAGCGUCCCAUCAUCUUUUGUGCCGGAUAUCGAGGACUCCGAGUCGCCGAUCCACGAGAUCAAGCGGAAGGGUGGUGAUUUGAGGUACUGCCAAAAAUGUUCUCAUUAUAAGCCUCCCCGAGCACAUCAUUGUCGUGUUUGCAAGAGAUGUGUGCUGAGGAUGGAUCAUCACUGUGUCUGGAUAAAUAAUUGUGUUGGGCAUGGAAAUUACAAGGCCUUUUUUGUCUUUGUGUUGUAUGCUGUAAUAGCAUGCAUUCAUGCCAUGGUUAUGCUCCUGAGUGCCGUGACACAUGAUGUAAACAAGGAUCAACAGCUGGGUGGUGGAUCAUCCAGAACUUUAUAUAUAUUAUGUGGCACGAUAUUGGUUCCAUUAACUGUGGCAUUAAGUAUUCUCCUGGGAUGGCAUAUAUACCUUGUCUUUCAUAACAAGACAACGAUUGAGUAUCAUGAAGGAGUAAGGGCAAUGUGGCUGGCUGAGAAAGUUGGACAUAUAUAUCGUCAUCCUUAUGACCUUGGUGUUUAUGAAAACCUUGUCUUGGUACUAGGCCCAAAUUUUGUCAGUUGGUUUUUCCCAACCUCUCAGCAUAUUGGUUCAGGUCUCAGGUUCCGUACUUCUUAUGAUGGCCUACCUACAGUUCCAAGCUAACAAUCUCGUGCAUGAUAUCGUCUUUACCGAGGUCGUCCAAGGCUUCUGUUGCUGCUGCUGCUAUGAUAAGAUGAUUGACUAAGAUGAUUGACUUGGAGAAUAUAUUGGCAGCUGCUUGAGUUACAUUUGGGUCGCUCGUCACUGAUCACUCGCUCACAUCAUUCAUUUUUUAUUUUUCUGGGGGCACUCGUAGGAGGGGAUGCUAAAGAAGGGGUGGCAUCAUUUUUACAAAAAAUGGAAAAUUUCAUGUAACUUACAGAAUUCAGAAAGAAUAAGAAGGCUUGUAUGUUGUUGUAAAUUAGUUUCUGAACGCCAAAGUUGCUGAUGAAUUGGGUUGUAGUGCAACUUCCGUUCAUGAUGGCGAACAGAAGACUUCGGGGAGUAGCCAUACCUUGAAUGUUGACAGAAACAGGCUUUUUCUUAAUGUAAAUCAAAAUUUCUCCUUCGCU